AUGCAAGGUGCAAGUGCUUCUUCAGGGGAGCGAGAGAAGGAGGGAGGAGGUGGUAAAAAGGAAGAAGAUGAGGAGAAAAACAAGGAUAGUGGGACGAGUUCCGCAGGAGCUGGUGGGACCGCGGAUGACCCGUCUUUCUCUGUCAAAGAAAGCAGCUUGUCAGACGGCAAUCUCAAACUCAAAAUUGGGCUCCAAGCAAAACGCAUGAAGAAGCCUCCGAAAAGCCUGGAAAAUUACGUUUGCCGUCCGGCUUUCAGGGCAACUGUCCGGCACGCUCCGCGCAGUGGAGGUAACGCCAAAUCCAAAAGUGCGUCUACAGGAGAUGGAGCAGGCAGCCAGACCAAGACCCCUGCCGCUCAGUCCAAGGACAAAGAAAAGGGAGAGAAGAGCCCCUCUGUCAACAACAAAACAUCUUCCAGUAAUAAAACAGCCUCAUCUUCAACCACAGCAGCAGCUAAAGCACCUACGCCUCCCCCCUCCGCCCCUUCACCCCCCAACACCAACACUCCUGCACCUGCCCAAGUCAACGGGAACGUUCCAACUAAAAAGGGCACACCAAAGAUGGAUGGCAAGUCUGAUUCAAAGUCAGACUUAAAGUCAGUCAACACCACAUCAGAACCCCAAAGUCAACACAGUCGGGACAGUCCGUCUGUGACUGAGGAAACAAGUGUAAAAGACUCUGAAAAAGACUGCUCCAGAGACCUUACCAAAUUCCCACCUUUAUCAGCCUCUGGAAAGCCAGAAGGAAAAGAGAAAGGAGCUAAUCAUCAGUUAUCGCUGGCUGAACGGGGAAAAAGCUCCAGUCCCAGUAAACGUACUUCCAAUCAGGACAGUGGGAGACAAGGCCGAAACAGCAGCCCUACUGAGGCCGUAAGACAGAGGGUACCUUCUCCAGAACCAGAUGAUGACGAGGGCCCACCCACACCCCUCAGAGACGACUCUGCUGACUCCUCCUUAGACUCACCCUCAGAACAGGACAGCAAACCCCUCAAGAAACGCAGGGGCCGCAAGCCUCGUCGCAAAACGGACAGUGAGAGCAGUCACAGGAGCUCGUUUGACCAGGACAGAACCAGCCGUAACUCAUCUCCAAGUGCAGAGUCUCCUCCACCUGUAAAACGGCCGGUCGGGAGGCCCCCCAACCCAAAUAAGAUUAGACCCACCUCUCUGUCUCACAGUGACAUGUCAGAUCUGUUCUCGGAUCAACCCAGAAAACGAGGUCGACCAAAGUCUACAAUGCCAACACUAGAUUCCCCCACACGAGGAAGACCCCCUAAUAAAUUUGCACCAUGUAAAGUGUUCCCGUCUUUCCUGAAGUCCAAAGAGGAGCAAGAUCCUCCUGUUCUUCACCCAGAGAUAGACUUAAACCCCCCUGAGCCCAUGCCCAGAAAACGAGGGCGUCCCAAGCGCCUGCCCCCCACUCUACCACAGGAAGGCCAGCCCCCCACACUGGCACCUGAAGCAGGAGAGAGGUUUCAUAACAGAGGAAAUGGACAACUCAUCAUGAAAAGUAUUAUAGGUAAAAUCAAUAAAAUGAAGAGUGUCAAAAGGAAGCGCCUGCUCAGUCAAAUCCUUCUAGGUCCAAGGACAGAGGAGCCCCCCAAAGUCACCCCUACUGUCAACCCAGUGGAAAAUCUUGCUGCUUCUUUAGGUGGGAAACUUGGCCCCCAGAUCAAUGUGAGCAAAAAAGGCACAAUAUACAUGGGCAAGAGAAGAGGUCGGAAACCUAAAGCGGCCACUAAUUCUACUAGUCCCAGUUCGGAGCCUUUCCUGUCCCCUAGCACCAGUUUGUAUCACCACCAUCAAUCCCAGUCCCAUCAUCACUCCUCAGACGUGUUCCCCUCUCCCACUAUGUCUCAGUCCAGCGGUGGCCACAGUCCUCACAGCGAUGCCAGCUUCGUGGAGCCUGGUUCAGUGCACUUUGGCAGCCAUCCUCACUAUUCCAGCUCCCACCAUGGCCAUGGAUCCUUCUCCUUCCCUCCUCCUACUUUCUCUGCUCCAAAUCCCCGAAACACUGGCCUCCUCUUGUCUUCUCAGAAAAAGUCAUCUUAUCGCGGAUAUCACCAUCACCACCAUCAUUACAGGCAGCACUACCAUUACCACAAGCUUUCCCCUCCCAGGCCUUACCAUCCCACCUCGCCUGCACCCCUCAGUGAACUUAAAGAGGCAACGCCAUCACCCGUCAGUGAAUCUCAUAGCGAGGAAACGGUCCCCAGUGACAGCGGGAUCGGAACAGACAACAACAGUACAUCUGAUAGAGGAGAGAAAACCGGUAACAGCUUAGGUGGUCUAGGCCUGGCACCGGGUCUCGGAGGUGGGUUGUUGAUGCCUGGGGUAAUCGGUUCAACUAUGGGCCCAGGAGUAGGGCUCAACUCCAGGGGUCGACGGAGACAUUCUGCAGUACUUAUAGAGCACCCCUCGCCCUCGCCAUCCCCCCAUAACACCAGAACUUCACCAGAUGCGAGAAGACCACACCCAGCAGCUCCCGCCUCUUCACUAUUGGGCCACAAAGAAAAACACAAGCACAAAUGUAAGCGUCGCAGUCACCACGGCUGCCCCGGCUACGACAAACUCCGAAAGCAGAAACGAAAACGCAAGAAGAAGUACUUGCAGCUGCGAUCCAGACGGCACGAUCCGGACUUUUUGGCAGAGUUGGAGGAGAUUGUAAUUAGACUAAAUAUGAAGAAAAAGCGGGGAAGACCUCCCAAACUCAGAGAUUCAAUGUCGGAAGUUCCGUUUGUUCCUGGUCUUGGAUUUCCUCUGUCAAGUGGAGGAUUCUACCACCCAUCGUACGGUAUGCCCUACUCCUCCAGCCCUCUUAGUCUGGGCUACUACAGAGGCUUCCCACCGACCAGUCUUUUCUCACACCCGCAUCACCAGUCGCCACAUUCGUCAACAUCACACCACCACGCGCCCACGUUCCCCCCGCCCCCGUCUUCCUACAUGCACCACCCAUCGCAUCUCCUACUGAACCCGUCGAAAUUUCACAAGAAGAAACACAAGUUGCUAAGGCAGGAGUUUUUGGGAAGCGGGAGAUCGCCUGUUCUUUUCCCGCCAAUGUCCUCUGAGCUUUCCUUCAACUGGCACCAUAAGCACAAGCACAGACACAAACACAGAGAGCGGUGCGUUGAUGAAGAAGCCGAGGAAGAAGCACGAGCUGCAUCUGUGGGGCGAUCCAGCGUGGAGAGCGGCCCGUCGGUAAAGGGAAGCAGCAGUUUAAACCUGGGGGAGCAGCGAUGCCGUUUCGGUCGCGACACACCAAGCGGUAGUAUGAGCAAGCAGGGCACCAACUCCCCAUCUUCCUCUUCCUCAUCGUCCGCAGACAGGUACAAGCGAAUGGAGGGCGCAAUGUCAUGUCUGGGCCCGUCUAGACUGACUUUAGGAAGCAGCUCAAAGGGGCACCACUCUGGAGAGUCCUGGUUCAGAAUGGGCAGCGGCUGUGAGGCAGAUUACGCGAAGCUAUCGAGGAGUCACGCUGCAACCGCUAAGAAUCCCUUUGCGAGUCAAGGAGCAGAGGAGCAGGGAGGAGGCUCGGACAGUGAAGAUGACGAGCCUCUGUCGCCUUCGGAGGAUGCGGAGCCUGAGAAGGACUCUCCAAACCUCACUAACCUGUUCACCUCUGCCCUCUCCCGCAAUAAUAUGAAGAGCAGGAAGUCGGACGGAGAGAGCAGCUUCUCGCGCAUGGACCGGGCCAUUCGCAAGGACCAUUCCACAUCAGGCGAAAGGAGAGAACUCGGAUCCUUGUCAGCUCAGGGAAGAGGAGGCCUGUCCGACGCCUCUGACAUCGGCUUCUCCAGGCUUCACCAAACCUCUCUGUUCCACUUGCGUGGCUCGCCCUCGUCCCCAGACCUGAGCGCCUCGCUGCCACAUCUUCUGUCCCACCGCGACAUCUCCUCCAAACGCAGCCUCCACCACGUCACCAAGAUCCUGCGCGCCAAGAAGCUCCAGAGACAGGCGCGGACGGGGAACAACAUGGUCAAGAAGAGGGGUCCGGGCCGCCCCAGGAAGAACCCCCUGCCCUCCCCUCCUCCCUCGCCCUCCCCGCCUCUGGAUCUGCAGGAGCUGAGUCACAACCGUCAGCGAGAUCGAGGGCGGGAAGGUGACACGGUCAAAAAAACCAUUGAAUGUGUGGUUCAAGGGCAACGCAGGAAAACCCAAAAGAGAAAACACUGGGAUGGAGAGGACGAGGAUGACGAGGAGGAAGAUGAACUGGAGGAAGGGGAGGUCCGGGAGUGUGUGGUGCUGCCAGACUUGGACAAGAUUGCAGCGGCCAAAUCUGGGACCGCAACAGCCUGGCCCAUUCCAGAGGAGGCCCAGCAACAUCCGAGCCCAGUGGAAGACAAGCCAGACGGACAAGGCUCCCCCGAACUCUCAGGACCUGUCCCAAGCCAACGCGAAAAGAGACCCGCUAGACCACCAAAGAAGAAGUUUCAGAAGGCAGGGCUCUACUCUGACGUCUACAAAUCAGAGGACCCAAAAAGUCAGCUGCUACAACUGAAGAAGGAGAAGCUGGAGUACAUACCGGGGGAACACGAGUACGGCCUGUUCCCGGCUCCCAUACAUGUCGGAAAGUAUUUGAGACAGAAGCGCAUUGAUUUCCAGCUGCCUUACGACAUCUUAUGGCUGUGGAAACACGAUCAGCUUCACAAAAGACCUGAUGUUCCCCUUUACAAAAAGCUUAGAUCAAAUGUGUACGUCGACGUGAAGCCUCUAUCUGGUUACGAAACGACAACAUGCAACUGCAGAGCUCCGGAGGACGCGAAGGAAAAGGCCUGUUUGGACGACUGCCUGAACAGGAUGAGUUUUGCCGAGUGCUCCCCCAGCACCUGUCCCUGUGGAGACCGCUGCGAUAACCAGCACAUCCAGAGGCACGAGUGGGUGCAGUGUCUGGAGCGCUUCAGGGCCGAGGGCAAAGGCUGGGGCAUCAGAACCAAAGAGACACUGAGCUCGGGGCAGUUCAUCAUCGAGUACCUGGGGGAGGUGGUCAGCGAGCACGAAUUCAGGAGCCGCAUGAUGGAGCAGUAUUUCUCUCACAGCGGAAACUACUGCCUGAACCUGGACAGCGGGAUGGUCAUCGACAGCUACCGUAUGGGCAACGAGGCGCGCUUCAUCAACCACAGCUGUGAACCCAACUGUGAGAUGCAGAAGUGGUCUGUGAAUGGAGUGUAUCGCAUCGGUCUCUUCGCGCUCAAAGACAUCAGCAGCGGCACCGAACUCACCUACGAUUACAACUUCCACUCGUUCAACACAGAGGAACAGCAAGCCUGCAUGUGCGGUUCGGAGAGCUGCCGCGGCAUCAUCGGCGGCAAGAGCCAGAGAAUCAACGGGCUGCCGGGAAAAGCUGGAGGGACGAGGCGGCUAGGACGGCUGAAGGAGAAACGGAAAUCCAAACAUCAGCUCAAAAAGAGAGAAGAAGAAUCCAGUGACAGCAGUAAAUGUUACCCUCACCUCAUGAAGCCCAUGUCCAACAGAGAGCGAAACUUUGUGCUGAAGCAUCGAGUUUUCCUCCUGAGAAACUGGGAGAAGAUGAGGGAGAAACAGGAGCUGCUGAAACGUGAGGGCGAGAGGGAGCGCGACCCCAGCAGCCUGUCCAUGUACGCUCGCUGGGGCAGCGUGAUCCGAGAUGACGGCAACAUUAAGUCUGACGUGUUCCUGACGCAGUUCUCGGCGCUGCAGACGUCGCGGUCGGUUCGGACGCGGAGACUCGCCGCCGCCGAAGAGAAUACGGAGGUCACACGCACGGCUCGACUCGCUCACAUCUUCAAGGAGAUCUGCGACAUGAUCACCGGCUAUAAAGAUUCUUCAGGCCAGACCCUCGCUGCUCCGCUGGUGAACCUCCCGUCUCGGAAAAGGAACAGUCAGUACUACGAGAAGGUGUCGGACCCUCUGGACCUGAGCACCAUCGAGAAGCAGAUCCUCACAGGACACUACAAAACCGUGGAGGCCUUCGACGCCGACAUGCUCAAAGUGUUCCGCAACGCAGAGAAAUACUACGGCAGGAAGUCGUCCGUGGGGAGAGACGUGUGCCGCCUGCGUAAGGCGUACUACAGCGCCCGGAACGAGGCGGCCGUUCAGAUCGACGAGAUCGUGGGGGAGACGGUGAGCGAAGCCGACAGCUCCGACUCUCCGGAGCGAGAGCAGAACUCGGACUCUCACGACAAAGACGACGACGUGAUCCGCUGCAUCUGUGGCAUGUUCAAGGACGAGGGGCUCAUGAUCCAGUGCGAGAAGUGCAUGGUCUGGCAGCACUUUGACUGUAUGCGACUGGAGACCGAGGUGGAGCACUACUUGUGUGAGCAGUGCGACCCUCGGCCCGUGGACAACGAGGUUCCCAUGAUCCCACAGCCCAGUUACGCUCAGGCCGGGUCCAUUUACUACAUCUGCCUCCUCCGGGACGAGCUGCUGCUUCACCAAGGGGACUGUGUGUACCUGAUGCGGGACAGCAGGAGGAGCCCUGAGGGACAGCCGCUCCGACAGUCGUAUCGACAACUCACACACGUCAACCGCGACAAACUCGACAUCUUCAGGAUCGAGAAGCUCUGGAAGAACGAAAAAGGGGAGCGCUUUGCCUUCGGUCAUCAUUACUUUCGUCCACACGAGACGCACCACUCUCCGUCCAGACGCUUUUACCAAAACGAGUUGUUCCGGAUGCCUCUGUACGAGAUCGUGCCCCUGGAGGCCGUGGUGGCUCCCUGCUGCGUCCUGGACCUGUACACCUACUGCAAAGGACGUCCCAAAGGAGUCAAGGAGCAGGACGUGUACAUCUGUGACUACCGCUUGGACAAGUCGGCUCAUCUGUUCUACAAGAUCCACCGCAACCGUUACCCAGUGUGCACCAAGCCGUACGCCUUCAACCACUUCCCCAAGAGACUCACGCCCAAGAGGGACUUCUCGCCUCAUUACGUCCCGGACAACUACAAGAGGAACGGGGGCCGCUCCGCCUGGAAGAGCGAGCGUCCCAAAGGCGAGGGCUUCGAGGACGACGCCUCCUCUUCGUGCGAACGGGACUUUCUGAACGAGGACAACAGCCGAGGCGCGGAGGACAUGGACACGGACACGCCCCCUCCGGAUCAGGCCCCGCCCCCUCAGCCCCAGCCCCAGCCCAGCAGCAGCAGCAGCAGCCGGUCGCGGAAACACCGGAAAGGGGAGCCACAGCACCACAGCGCGGAGGUCGAAGAGGAAGCAGCGGAGACUGAAAAACGGAAAGAGGAAAGUACGCGUUCGGGCGAGACGUCGGAGCAGCCUUCGCCGUCGCCGCUGCCUCAUCUCGCGCUCGGCCGCAGGGAGGCUCAGCGGGAAAGACUCAACAAGAUUUUACUGGAUCUUCUGCACAGGACACCAAACAAACCCGGCGACGGCGCGAACAAGCCGAGCCGAGCCGCAGACGACUGA
Messenger RNA from Knipowitschia caucasica, 7389 nucleotides. NCBI's taxonomy places the organism in Eukaryota, Metazoa, Chordata, Actinopteri, Gobiiformes, Gobiidae. The record is from the annotation of a GenBank genome assembly.